Molecule: messenger RNA, 5087 nt
Organism: Amyelois transitella
Lineage: Eukaryota; Metazoa; Arthropoda; Insecta; Lepidoptera; Pyralidae
Gene: emb
Product: exportin-1
Exons: 4
Coding region: 292-3474 (1060 amino acids)
Biological process (GO): ribosomal large subunit export from nucleus; ribosomal small subunit export from nucleus; protein export from nucleus
Cellular component (GO): cytoplasm; nucleus
Molecular function (GO): small GTPase binding; nuclear export signal receptor activity
Source: RefSeq, a predicted model, not a curated record
AUGUAUAGCUGGUUUCAUAAAAAAAUCUGUUCUGAAAUGAAAAUCUGGACUUUUUUUAUUUGCUGAGCAUAGACAAUGACGUUCUCUAUCGUUCUAUACAACAAGCUUUUUCAAGCUUGCUUCAAGAAAACAACGGAACGGACUAGUGUGUAUGGAAGUGCGUUAGAUUGAUUGCGCCGCAAAUAAUUUUCACGGGUAGUGUCGCAUGAGGUGAGGAAUGAAUGUGCAAAAAUAAUUUAAUUUUGAUCGUAAGAAGGGCAAUUAAUUUUCAUCAAGAAUAAAAAAAUCACAAUGGCAGGUUUAGAGCAACAAGCUUCUAAGCUCUUGGACUUCAAUCAAAAGUUAGAUAUAACUUUGUUGGACAACAUUGUGGGAUGUUUAUAUUCGACUGUUGGAGAGCAGCAACGUGUAGCACAAGAUAUACUGACUGCCCUUAAAGAACAUCCUGAUGCUUGGACCCGUGUUGAUACUAUUUUAGAGUAUUCACAAAAUCAAGAAACAAAAUAUUAUGCUCUACAAAUAUUAGAACAAGUGAUUCAAACCAGAUGGAAAGUUCUGCCACGAAAUCAGUGUGAAGGUAUAAAAAAAUACAUUGUUGGACUUAUUAUAAAAAAUUCUUCUGAUCCAGUCAUGAUGGAAAACAAUAAAGUUUAUUUGAAGAAGCUUAAUAUGAUUUUAAUCCAGGUGUUAAAGAGAGAGUGGCCUCAUAACUGGGAAACCUUCAUCAGUGACAUUGUGGGAGCUUCAAAAACCAAUGAGAGUUUAUGUCAAAAUAACAUGGUGAUUCUGAAACUGCUAAGUGAAGAAGUGUUUGUUUUUAGUACAGGUCAGUUGACACAAACUAAAGCUAAACAUCUGAAGGACACUAUGUGCUCAGAGUUCAGUCAAAUUUUUCAGCUCUGUCAAUUUGUACUUGAAAAUUCACAAAAUGCAUCUCUGGUUGACGCAACACUUCACACUUUAUUGCGAUUUUUGAACUGGAUUCCACUCGGAUAUAUAUUUGAGAUGAAGUUGAUAAGUACUUUAAUAUUUAAGUUUUUGAAUGUGCCUAUGUUCCGGAAUGUCACUCUCAGUUGCCUGACUGAAAUAGCCGGUGUGACUGUCAGUAAUUAUGAAGAACAGUUUGUGGCAUUGUUGGUCCAAACAAUGGAGCAGCUGGAAGUCAUGCUUCCCUUGAGUACCAAUAUCCGAGAGGCGUACGCUGCUGGUCGCCAUCCGGAACAAGUGUUUAUACAAAACCUGGCAUUGUUCCUAUGUACAUAUCUUAAAGAGCAUGGUAAACUUAUUGAAAGAAGAGGUCUGACAAACACAUUAAUGAAUGCUUUACGUUAUCUUGUUUUGAUAUCUGAAGUUGAAGAAGUAGAAAUAUUUAAAAUCUGCUUAGAGUACUGGAACUCCUUAACAUCAGAUUUGUACAAGAUGGCACCAUGCUCACAUGCUUCCAGCCUUUAUGGACUUGGCAAGGGAGUAGUGAGAAAGGCAUUAUAUGCAGAAGUACUAAGCAGUGUCCGAUAUAUUAUGAUAUCAAGGAUGGCCAAGCCAGAAGAAGUGUUGGUUGUUGAAAAUGAAAAUGGUGAAGUGGUCAGAGAAUUUAUGAAGGAUACUGAUUCAAUAAAUUUGUACAAGAAUAUGAGGGAGACAUUGGUUUACCUCACUCAUCUGGAUUAUCAAGAUACAGAGCGCAUUAUGACUGAAAAACUUCAAAAUCAAGUGAAUGGCACAGAAUGGUCUUGGAAAAAUCUCAACACAUUGUGUUGGGCUAUUGGUUCUAUAUCUGGGGCUAUGAUGGAAGAAGACGAAAAACGGUUUCUUGUUGUAGUCAUCAAAGAACUAUUAGGGCUUUGUGAACAGAAGAAAGGCAAAGAUAAUAAAGCUAUUAUUGCCAGCAAUAUCAUGUAUGUGGUUGGGCAAUAUCCACGUUUCCUUAGAGCUCAUUGGAAGUUUUUGAAAACUGUUGUCAAUAAACUUUUUGAAUUCAUGCAUGAAACUCAUGAUGGUGUACAGGACAUGGCUUGUGAUACAUUUAUUAAGAUUGCACUGAAAUGUCGGCGCCAUUUUGUAACCACACAGGUGGGCGAGGCUUGCCCUUUCAUUGAAGAAAUUUUGAGCACUAUUAGUACUAUUAUCUGUGAUCUGCAGACACUUCAAGUACAUACUUUCUAUGAAGCCAUAGGAUACAUGAUUAGUGCACAAAUUGAUCAAGUAGCUCAAGAACAACUAAUUGAAAAGUAUAUGCUGCUACCCAACCAAGUUUGGGAUGAUAUUAUCUCACAAGCAUCUCAUAAUGUUGACACACUGAAAGACCCUGAAGCUGUAAAGCAACUUGUGAGUAUAGUGAAGACCAAUGUAAGAGCAUGCCGUGCUCUGGGUCAUCCAUAUGUUGUCCAACUUGGCAGGAUAUACUUGGAUAUGCUGAAUGUCUAUAAAGUAAUGUCAGAAAACAUAAGCCAAGCAAUUGCAUUGAAUGGAGUGGUUGUGACUAAACAACCACUUAUUAAGAAUAUGAGGAUUAUAAAAAAGGAAACAUUGAGAUUGAUAGCGAGCUGGGUUUCUAGAUCUACAGAUAAUACAAUGGUGUUGGAAAAUUUCAUUCCUCCACUUCUGGAUGCUGUUCUUUUGGAUUAUCAAAGGACCACUGUCCCAGAAGCUCGAGAACCAGAGGUUUUAUCUUGCAUGGGGGCUAUUGUUUAUCGGCUGGAAGGCGAUAUAACAUCUGAAGUACCGAAAAUAUUUGAUGCUGUGUUUGAGUGUACUCUGGAGAUGAUUAACAAGGAUUUUGAAGAGUAUCCAGAGCACAGAACAGAGUUUUUCUUGCUUUUGCAGGCCGUGAACACACAUUGUUUUAAGGCAUUCCUUAGUAUACCACCAGCACAGUUUAAGCUGGUGUUGGAUUCCAUAAUUUGGGCAUUUAAGCAUACAAUGAGAAAUGUAGCCGACACAGGUUUGCAGAUCCUGUACAAAUUACUUCAAAAUGUGGCAGAGCAUCCACAAGCAGCUCAGAGUUUCUACCAGACUUACCUGUGCGACAUUUUGGAGCAUGUGUUCAGCGUAGUGACAGACACGUCGCACGGCGCGGGGCUUACAAUGCACGCGACAAUUUUGGCCCAUAUCUUUGCUCUGGUGGAAGCUGGAUGUGUCAAAGUUCCCCUUGGACCAACUCCUGACAACAUUGUUUAUAUACAGGAAUAUGUUGCAAAUCUUCUCAAAACAGCAUUCCCUCAUUUAACUGACAAUCAGAUCAAAAUCACUGUGCAAGGUUUAUUCAACUUUGAUCAAGAUAUUCCUGCUUUCAAAGAUCACCUCAGAGAUUUCUUAGUGCAAAUAAGAGAAUACACUGGUGAAGAUGACAGUGAUUUGUACUUAGAAGAGCGUCUGUUUGCUCUCCGCCAAGCCCAGGAGGAGAAAAGACGAGUGCAGUUGUCUGUUCCCGGCAUCCUUAACCCACACGAAUUGCCCGAGGAGAUGCAAGAUUAAUCCUAUCCCUAAGUUAUGUGGUAACAGUUCACUUUAGAAUAAUAGUUAUGUCUAAAGAGAUAAGUAAAUGCCUAUUCAUUACAUGCCGGGCUUUUUCUUGAACACCCACAGACAUUGACGGAUUGCCAAGUGCCUAUUUUCGAAAACAAUUUUUUUUUUGAUGGAGGAAAAUUAAUGAUCAUGUAAUAACAUCUUUUACAUGCCCACAGUUUUUCUGGAUGAAUUUUCGAUCAUUUUUAAUCAAUUCUGUUCAAAUUGAGUUCCUGUCGUUCAUGAACGCGUUUAAGUUAGGUAAUUAUAACUGUAAAAAGCUGUAAAAAUUAAAUUUUCUCAAUUACCUUCUUUGCCAUGGGAUAUAGUAAUUCGAGAUUCUAAGGGCCGCCUCAGAUCAGAAUGUUCGCGGCGCGCACUUUGUGUAAAAUAAUUUUUCAGUUUGAACUUGAAAGACUCAGCAUUGCUUUAGAAAAUUUGUAUUGGCCGGACGCAUGCAGCACCAUUGCCAUUCUGGUCUGAAUCAUUCCUUAGACUGCAAGCAGUCAUUAUACAUAGGGUCUGGUUUAUAAGAUCGUGCUGAUUGUCAACAACUGUAGGGUAAAAGUUAUCAACAUGUUAAUGUGAUGGUAAAUAGAGGUAUUGCGUUUUUGCUCAACAUGCAAGAUGUAAUAAUGUACAGUGAGCAGUACUUGAUAUUGAGUGCUGUGUGUAUGAGCAUAAAUAUAUUAUAUGACGCUAUGAGAAGGUAGAUUGAUGAGGUGGUACUUUAUUUUCGCUCACUGUAUUUACACGAGCAGUAUGUCUAAUCUCUCUAUUUGUUUAUGUGAAGUGAUAGAAAGAGUUAGAAAAAAUCCUAAUAAGCAUUCAUGAAUAAGCCCCCCAGGCCAAGCUAUCAUUUAGAUACCUGAAUGCUUAUUCUUUCUGAAAAGCUACUAUUCAAAUCCUGCAAUCAAAAGUUUUGUGAACAUUUUGUUAAUUGCAUGCUAUAUUUUCUAUACCCUCUGGUGGUGUUGGCGUCCAUUCCAUAUGCUGUGGAAUUAGACUGGUUUCUACAUGCCCAUAUAAGAAAAAGGCUUGAAACGAAGGCAUUAAAUGAAUUUAAACAUGUAGUGGAUUGUUACCAAUAAGUGAAGGCCCUUAUUGUAGUGCCUAUAAAAUAUCACCUUAUAAUGACAGUUUGUACAGAGGAUCGCAAGGAACCCUGCAAGGUGAUGUAUGUUAGUGAAGCUUCAAUGUUUAUAAUAAUAAGGUGUAUUUUGCAUGCACAAGAUAACAUAGGCCGCUCUUAGUAUAGACGAAUCGUACAUAAUUUGCAUUGCUAGAGACAAUAGAAUGUUUUUAAGUAAUCUUCAACUGUAGGUAAAUAAAAUCUCUGUGAUGGAAACCAUGUCGAAUGUUGAACAUGUAAGUACGCUAUGGAAUCUGAGUAUUAAAUGAGUAGAUUCUAGGUAAAACUAUUAUGUGAUUGCUGUUAGUAACAUUUUCUAUGUUUUGUUUAACAUUGUCAAAACUAAUUUUGUAAUGGAUUGGGAACCUAAACAUUUUAUUAGAUUUCCAAACACAUUUCGGGUCGGAUUAAUAUUGUCAAUCUUUCAAUUUUGUGUUUGAAAUAAACCAAU